Messenger RNA from Lates calcarifer (barramundi perch), 776 nucleotides. RefSeq names its product vitelline membrane outer layer protein 1 homolog. Bases 62 to 694 code for a protein of 210 amino acids. The record is from RefSeq and is a predicted model, not a curated record. The transcript is spliced from 4 exons. NCBI's taxonomy places the organism in Eukaryota, Metazoa, Chordata, Actinopteri, Centropomidae.
UGAACCCCCGGUACUUGUUAGUUGGCAUUUCAGAGUGAAACACUGACUCGCUGCUGUCAAUAUGGCAAGUCUGUUCGCCGCUGUGGCCUUGCUGGCUGUGUUUUCCAGCGGGUUAUGUGAGGAGAAAACCUUUCUGCAGAGAGCUGGUGUGGCCUUUAACAGCAGACAGUACAGAUCUCUGCUCACUGUUGACAACGGAGAGAAGUUUGGAAACUGGACCUGGCCAGAGAUGUGUCCCGACAAGUUCUUUGCUGUUGGCUUCAGUGUCAGGGUGGAGUCGAACCAGUAUGGGGCAGACGACACUGCCCUGAACGGGAUCCGCCUCAUCUGUGCCAAAGACGGGAACCGAAGCUUCCUGUACUCUGUUGAGUCCCACACUGGCUACUUUGGUGACUGGUCCCAGCCUCAGUACUGCCCCAGUGGCAUGCUCACCUCUUUCCAGAUUCGCGUGGAGCCUCAUCAGGGUCUGUUUGGUGACGACACGGCCAUCAACAACAUAAAGUUCCGCUGCAGCAGUAACCCGAUGCUGGAGGCGCCCGGCAUGAACUGGGGAGAGUACGGCUCCUGGAGCCAGGAAUGUCGUGACGGAGGAAUCUGUGGCAUCGAGACCAAGAUGGAGGAGUACCAGUAUGGCCUGGAUGAUUCCACCCUCAAUGACGUCCGCUUCCAUUGCUGCAACAAGCCUCUGCAGUAACUGGCGAGUGAGAAGCUUGGUCCAGUCCCUCUCUGACACCCUGAACUCAAAGAUGGCAAAAAUUAAAAAGUGCACAUUUGAA